AUGGGCAGCCCCGGGAACCGUAGCCACGCUUGGCGGGGCGCCGGGGAGCCGCCGUGGGCCGCGCUGCUGCCGUGCGACGAGCGCCGCUGCUCGCCCUUCCCCCUGGGGGCGCUGGUGCCCGUGACCGCCGUGUGCCUGGGGCUGUUCGCCGUCGGGGUGAGCGGCAACGUGGUGACGGUGCUGCUGAUCGGGCGCUACCGGGACAUGCGGACCACCACCAACUUAUACCUGGGCAGCAUGGCCGUGUCCGACCUGCUCAUCCUGCUCGGGCUCCCCUUCGACCUGUACCGCCUGUGGCGCUCGCGGCCCUGGGUGUUCGGGCAGCUCCUCUGCCGCCUCUCACUCUACGUGGGCGAGGGCUGCACCUACGCCACGCUGCUGCACAUGACGGCGCUCGCCGUGGAGCGCUACCUGGCCGUCUGCCGCCCGCUCCGGGCGCGCGUCUUGGUCACCCGGCGCCGCGUCCGCGCGCUUAUCGCCGCUCUCUGGGCCGUGGCGCUGCUCUCCGCCGGGCCCUUCUUCUUUCUGGUGGGCGUCGAGCAGGACCCUGGCCACGAUGCGCUCCGGGACCUUAACGGCACCGCGCGGCCCUCCCCCUUGCCGCCGCCGCCCUUCCUGGGGUCCUCUCUGGCUUCCCCGCGGUCCCCGCCGUCUGGGCCCGAAGCAGCCGCCGCCGCCGCGCUGUUCAGCCGGGAGUGCCGGCCGAGCCCGGCGCGGGUGGGCGCGCUGCGCGUCAUGCUGUGGGUCACCACCGCCUACUUCUUCCUGCCCUUCCUAUGCCUCAGCGUCCUCUACGGGCUCAUCGGGCGCGAGCUGUGGAGGAGCCGCGGGCAGCUGCGAGGCCCGACCACCUCCGGCCGGGAGAAGGGCCACCGGCAGACGGUCCGCGUCCUGCUGGUGGUGGUUCUGGCGUUUAUAGUUUGCUGGUUGCCUUUCCACGUUGGCAGAAUAAUUUACAUAAAUACCAAAGAUUCCCAGAUGAUAGGUUUCUGCAGAAGCAGGGAGGCCGCAGGGAACCCCGCCGGUGUCAGGGCGGGCUGCACGGAGGACAGCGCCAACGUGCCGAUGUCAGCAACUAGCACCGCUAAACCCUGCGCCCUGUCCCGUGGCUCUGGAACUUAA
Rangifer tarandus platyrhynchus (Svalbard reindeer) is the source of this 1122-nucleotide messenger RNA. The record is from the annotation of a GenBank genome assembly. Lineage: Eukaryota; Metazoa; Chordata; Mammalia; Artiodactyla; Cervidae.